Messenger RNA from Closterium sp. Yama58-4, 3045 nucleotides. NCBI's taxonomy places the organism in Eukaryota, Viridiplantae, Streptophyta, Zygnematophyceae, Desmidiales, Closteriaceae. The record is from the annotation of a GenBank genome assembly.
AUGCGCUCUUACGUUAAGGUUCUUGACCUGGAGGGGCCAGUUGACCAGCUCAGCAUCAUCCACGUGGCAGGCACCAAAGGCAAGGGCUCCACGUGCGCCAUGGCGGAGAGCAUGCUGAGGGCCAGCGGGCACACCACGGGGCUCUUCACCUCGCCCCACCUCGUGGACGUCAGGGAGCGGUUCCGCCUCAACGGGGAGAUGGUGCCGGUUGAUACGUUUCUGCAGCACUUCUGGUGGUGCUACGACCGCUGCAAGGAAGCAGCGUCCUCUCCCUCAUCCCCCAUCCCCAUGCCAGCCUACUUCCGCUUCCUCACUCUCCUCGCCCUACGUAUCUUCACACACACUCAGGUUGACGUGGCGAUUCUGGAGGUUGGGAUUGGAGGACGAUUCGACGCCACUAACAUUGUGAAGCACCCAGCAGUGUGUGGCGUGUCAUCGCUGGGCUUUGACCACAUGGAGCUGCUGGGAAACACCCUGGCUCUGAUAGCAGGCGAGAAGGCUGGGAUAUUUAAGGCAGGAGUGCCAGCAGUGACAGCGCCACAGGAGGAGGAGGCGAUGGAGGUGCUCCAGCAGCGAGCAGCAGAGCUGCAGAUUCCUCUCGAGGUGGCCAGGCCGUGGCACGAGGUGGCGCCAGGUGUCCGCGUGGGAUUGGCUGGCCGGCACCAGCAAGUCAAUGCGUCUCUGGCCGUCUCUCUGUGCCGCCAGUGGGCCAUCCGCAGCGGGAGAGAAGAGGAGGCAGAUGCAAUCAAUAAGGCCUUGGCCAAUAAGACGCUGCCACCUGCCUACAUCAAAGGGCUAGGGUGUGCCUCCUGGCCGGGCAGGUGUGAAAUUUUGCAGGACUGCCGGGCCGAGCUUGGCCAGGCUGGAAGUGCAGGCGGGCAGCUGACAUUCUUUUUGGAUGGUGCCCAUACAGUGGAGAGCAUGGAAGUGUGCGGGGAGUGGUUCUGCGAUGCCACUCAGGAUGGUGGGAGAAAUGCAGUGGGGGGUGGAAAGGGGGCUUUAGAGGAGGUUGGAGAGGGGGUUGAGCGAACAAAUGCAGGGGAAAGUGCCGCAGCAACAGCAGCAGAUGGAGCAGCAACAGGACCGACAGCGGUGCAAGGGUCAAGCCAAGUGGAAGGCAAGAUUCCUGUGCGGGUGUUGCUGUUCAACUGCAUGCCCGAGAGGGACCCACACACACUCAUGGCACAGCUUCUCAGGACGCUUGAGCGCAGAGUCGUCCUCGCGUCGUGUCUGUCGACGCUGCCAUUCAGGGCUCUAGUGGCUGCGCAGUACGAGGGCUCAGAAGGCGGCGGUGAUGACUAUAGCGGCGGCGGCGGAGGAGGAGGAUAUGGCGGCGUGAAGUGCGACCCGUCGUCCUUGACGGAUUAUGAUUAUUCCGUCAAAUUGAACGAUCGCGGUCUCAUUCUGCACUGGAAGACCGUCAACUCCACGACCAUCAACUUCGCCGCGCAAGCGCUAGCCGGCCCGGUUGCAGCCGGCUGGUUCGCCGUCGGAUGGUCGGGCUCGUCCGGCAGAAUGAUUCCGGGAGACGCUGUGAUCGGCAAUCUGCCUGGCGGAACAAUGAAUCCUUAUUAUCUGGGAUAUUACUCCAUGGAUAUGGUGGUUCCCACCAAUGACUUCAGCAUCGGGAGCCCCGGGAACGAGGCUCUGCUGACCAAGAACGCCGACAAUUCUAUCAUCAUGAAGUUCUCCCGCUCAGUAAAUGACGGCAAAGUGAAGGUGCUGCUCAAGGGAGUCAACUACAUGAUCUGGGCCUACUCGGACGGCUCCCAGACCCUUGCCCAGCACCCCCGCUCCAACAUGGGAUCCGUGCAGAUAGACUACAGCUGCUCCACGUCUGGCAGCAGCAGCAGCGGGUCCUCCUCCUCCCAGGGGUCGGCCUGCCAGCCCUCCUCCCUCGCCGGAUACAAGUGCUCCACUAAGCUCAGCGCCAACGCGUAUAUCCUGCACUGGGCAGUCAAUAAAGACACCACAGUGAGCAUAGCGGCACAAGUUGCCACAACAGGCUACAUUGGGGUCGGCUUUUCUAAAGAUGGCAAGAUGUCCAACUCUGAUGCAGCCAUUGGGAACGUGCCACCUGGCACGCUGGCCAAUGGGGCGGCAGUUGGACCGUACUACAUGAGCGGGCAUGAUCUGCAGUCCGUGCAGCCUACAGCCAUGUGGAGCGUUACAAACACGUCAGUUACCACUGCAAAUGGAUACACUAUCAUCAAGUUCACGCGCAGCAUGGGAACGGGGCAUGUGCCCAUCAAUGCGUUUGGCCCCACCACCAUCAUCUGGGCCUACUCGCCUGAUGGCUCCACCACCCUCGCUGACCACCGCAGCAACUAUGGCUCAGCCUCAAUUGAUUUCGUAAAGGGCACGGUAUCAGGCGGGCACGGCAGCAGCACGGCAGCCUACAUCGCGCACGGGGCACUCCUCUCCAUUGCCUUCGCUCUCCUCAUGCCCCUCGCCAUCCUCCUCGCCCGUCUCCUCCUCGCCGACCGCCCCGACGGUGCCCCCCUCAACCUCAACCGUGCCUCAUACAUCCAUGCUGACGCCAAUGGGAUCGCACCGUCACCCCAGCAACAGCCUGCAAAGAACCUCCGGCCGAUGGGGUUUCAGUUGCAUCGGGGCAUUCAGGUGUUUGCGCUGGUGGUGAUGGUGGCGGGGAUGAUUGUGAUUGCUGUGCAGUCCGGGUCAAAAGGGCUGAACUGGACGCAUGGGCAGGUUGGGUUGGCCGCGGUGAUUCUCGCGCUGGUGCAGGGGAUUGUGGGGUUCGUGCGACCGGAUAAAACCGCUCCGAACCGCUUCAUGUGGCUGGUGGCGCAUUGUCUCGUUGGCGCCACAACCAUUGCGCUCGCGUGGGCGGCCAUGUUCCUGGGCAUUGACCUAUAUCACAUCAAGUUCAUGGAAAACGUUACGUGGUGCUACUGGGUCUGUGGCAUGUGUGUGGGCGUCUUUGGCGUGGCUUACUUGGUGUUGGUCAUUCCCGACAGCAUUCUAUCGUUGAAGGGGCGUAAGGAUCACGGUGACGAUGGCAAGGGCACACCUGCUGCUUUUUAG